Molecule: messenger RNA, 1071 nt
Organism: Enterobius vermicularis (human pinworm)
Lineage: Eukaryota; Metazoa; Nematoda; Chromadorea; Rhabditida; Oxyuridae
Source: the annotation of a GenBank genome assembly
AUGCUUUCUUGUUUGAUAGCCGUCAACAAAUUAAAACCUGUGGUUCCAGCUAGUUUCCUUACUUUGUCAUGGGUUCCAUUUGCAACUUUUUCACUUGGAAUGAAUGCGGUCCGGUGCCUUUUGACCAAAAAGAUUUUUACAAAGUUGGACAAUAUGCUCUAUUCUGCAUAUCUUCGGACCUGCUUAUUUAUUUUUGAAAAUGUUUCUGGAGUUCAGAUAUAUUUCUACGGCGAUUAUAAAGCACUGGUGUCUAAACAAGAGUCAGCAAUAAUUUUGUCAAAUCAUCAAUCGGACACUGACUGGGCAGCGAUCCUCAUGUUAGCAAGCCGUCAAGCGGAUGGAGAACACAUGUUAAGAGUUAUGGUGAAAGAUGUUAUUCGUUUUGCUCCUCUUUUUGGCUGGUAUAUUUACCAGCAUGGAUUUAUUUACGUGCGUCGGUUCAAAAAAUUUGUAUUGGCACCAGUUCAGCGGCAACUGAAAUUUCUUGGAAGUUUAGGAGAGCCCUUUUGGUUAUUGAUUUUCCCAGAAGGCACCCGGUUUUCGCCGAAAAAGAAAGAAGUAAUUAAGUCGAGCCAGGAGUACUGCAUUAACAAUGGAUAUCCGUUUGAUUCGGUUUUGUUUCCUCGUGCUUUUGGCUUCUUAACUUCAGUUCAUGAAAUGCGUCACACUUUGGAAGCUGUUUAUGAUAUCACUAUUGCUUAUGGACAAGCGAGAUUACGCCAGGCUCCAAAUAUGUUUGAAUUUGUUUGCGGUACGGAAAGUGCAAAACAUUACAGAUCAAUUCAUUUCCACAUUCGUCGGUUUAGUAUUAACGAAAUACCUAAAGGGGAUGAAGACGUGAAAAAGUGGCUUGCUGAGAGAUACAUUUACAAAAACUCGAUUCUGGAAGAUUUUUACAAUGGUAAAGGCCUACCGGAUCUUGUCGUGGCUGAUACAUUUCCGCCGGCUUGUUUCUUCUUCUGUUGUAUUCUCACUUCUGCUUUUUUCACAAUACCUCGAAGGAUUUUUAUUACUACAGUUAUUUCUUCUCCACUGCUAAUACUUUGGUUAAAAAUUCGUCGAGCGUUUUAA